Messenger RNA from Acanthaster planci (crown-of-thorns starfish), 2369 nucleotides. RefSeq lists its product as uncharacterized. Gene Ontology annotation, biological process: multicellular organism development; protein phosphorylation; positive regulation of kinase activity. The record is from RefSeq and is a predicted model, not a curated record. NCBI's taxonomy places the organism in Eukaryota, Metazoa, Echinodermata, Asteroidea, Valvatida, Acanthasteridae. Gene Ontology annotation, cellular component: plasma membrane; signaling receptor complex. Gene Ontology annotation, molecular function: transmembrane receptor protein tyrosine kinase activity; ATP binding.
AUGGCACAGGCGACUGCCGGCAAGGGCCAACAGCAACCCUCGGGCCAACCGCAGAGAGGCCAAGCGGCAGGCGUCACCGUCCAACAAGUGAUGUCCGGCAAAUCAGGAACGCCGGGCGGGCAAGCCCAGCCAGUGUCGCCCCGAGGAGGAGGGCUGACUGCGCAGCAGGCCAUGGCUGGCGGGAAGGCAGCGGCCAACCCGCCUGCUGGUGCUGGCGGUGGGGUCACGGUGCAGCAGGCCAUGGGCGGCAAGCAAGGGGCGAACCCCGCCACCUCCCCGCGCGGGGCGAUGUCCAUGGAGCAAGCGGUGGCGGGGAAGGGGGCCAAGGGCGGUGUGGCUCAACCGGCUGCGGAAGGAGGCUACAAGACUCUCGAGCAGGCUGCGUCCAAAAAGGGCCAAGGAGCGGUGUCCCCAAGAUCACAAAACCAGCCAACUCUCAAGCGCGAGAAAUCCGAGGUGGACGAGAUCAGCGAGAACUUCUGGGAGGUGCCCAAGGAGAGCUUACAGCUCGUAUCCACCGUGGCCCUGGGCACCUACGGGCCCGUGUGGCGCGGCAAGGCCUGGGACAUCAGCGGACGGGACGGGAUGACGCUGGUGGCCGUCAAGGAGCUGAAGCAGCCCACCAGCAACGUGGCCAAGAUGGCGUUUAUGAAGGAACUGGAGGUGAUGAAGUCACUUCAGAAGCACCCGUAUGUGGUCAACUUACUCGGUUGCUGUACCUACUAUGAUCCUGCGAGCAUGGUUUUUGAGUACGCUCCACAUGGCAGUCUACUGGAUCAUUUGAGGAAGAACCGCCCACAAUCGCCCAGUGGCAAAACACCGACAUCCGGGGAACUGGUGACCUUUGCCAUGCAGGUUGCUAAGGGCAUGGCGUACUUGAGCAGGCAGAAGAUUGUUCACGGUGAUCUUACCACGAGGAACAUUUUGCUGGGGCAGAGGAUGGUGUGCAAGGUGUCCAAUGCUGCCCGAGUCCGUAAUGUCGUGGAAAAUGUCGCCGAGGGUCGCCUAGGUAUUCGUUGGAUGAGCCCGGAGUCCAUCUGCGCAAGCGUGUACACGACCAUGAGCGAUAUCUGGUCAUUUGGCAUAUUGAUGUGGGAGAUUGUCACAUAUGGUUCAACUCCUUAUCCUGGAAUGUCAGCCCGCGAGGUCAGUAACAGGCUGAAAGUCGGCUACCGCAUGGAGAGACCCGAACACUGCUCCCCGGAACUGUACUCUGUGAUGCAAGCGUGCUGGGACGAUAAUCCCAAGAAGCGGCCCUCGUUCCGAACUCUCAGCCUCGACUUGGAGAAACUGCUGACCAGUGGCAAGACGGAUCACGUGGACGCUUCAAAGUACGACAAGACGAAAUAUAAAGAUCUCGACGACCAUCGACCUCAUACGCCGGGCACUGUGAAAUAACUGAACCAAGUCAGAACAGUCAAGAGUUAUUGCAGAAUAUGUAAAUAUACAAGAACGACUUGAAAUCAGGUUACAAUGAAAGACUGAGUAAUGACAGUUAAAAAUCGACAAAGUAGUCAGAGUACUGAUUACGAGCUUGUUAAAAUAAAACGCUUGCCUCGAUGGGAUUCGAACCAGCGACCUCCAGCUUACGCAUCCGUCUUACCACUCAACCGUCGAGGUCGGGUCGUGGGUUCGAAUCGAUACGGCAGUUGGCCCCACAGUAUAACAGCUCAAACAUUAAUUGAAUGUAGUCAGUUUCGUGUUAAUGUGACCGGACAAGGGCUAUUUUUUGUCAUCAUGGCCAAGCAUGUCACAUCGACCGUGAAAUUUUCUUGUCCUCUGACAUAACGAGCCUACGAUUAUCUUGUCAAAAUCUUGUCGCUAUGACAAGCGGUACAUGUACUUCUGCUGACUAGAUUCAGAAAAGUUCUUGUCAGUGUGACCCCAAGCCACUAACCGAAUAUUAUCAGAGUACGGUGAGGCUUGAGCUUUCAGCCUCAAUCUCAUAUGAAACCAAUUUUGAAGUAUUUUCCUUCACUUGAAAAACAGUGUAACAGUUUAGAACUAUUUCUGGACUUUUAGAUACAUGGAGCUAAACCUGAGAUACAGCCUAGAUUUGGAAUAUGCCUAUUAUAAAGAUUGUUUGCUAAUAAGGGACAAAUCACACAUAGCCCCCUCUUGAGUUACUGGUGUGCAAAAGGCGAUAACCUUUGCUUACAGCCUGAUGGAACUAAAUUUUCAAGCCUAAAAUCACAGGACAAAUAUCCCUUGAACGAAAAACAUGCAAGCUUAGGCAUACCAUUAGAAUUAAAUAAUUCGUUUGUAUUAAACUGAUUAACCAUCAAGCUCUUUUUUUAAUAAUUUGUAAUUUUUAUUUCUCAUAAUUGUAUAACUCUAUAGACCAUUAGCUAUUUAACUAAGAAUGAAAG